Molecule: messenger RNA, 4524 nt
Organism: Haplochromis burtoni (Burton's mouthbrooder)
Lineage: Eukaryota; Metazoa; Chordata; Actinopteri; Cichliformes; Cichlidae
Gene: vegfba
Product: vascular endothelial growth factor Ba
Exons: 8
Coding region: 988-1785 (265 amino acids)
Biological process (GO): vascular endothelial growth factor signaling pathway; vascular endothelial growth factor receptor signaling pathway; positive regulation of endothelial cell proliferation
Cellular component (GO): membrane
Molecular function (GO): growth factor activity; chemoattractant activity; heparin binding
Source: RefSeq, a predicted model, not a curated record
CCCCCUGACCCCCCGCUGUGGGACCAAUAGAGACACUCCACCUGUGUGCAGUGCGCCUAUCCUGUCUGGAAAAAGUUGGCAGCGCAAUGGUUACGCUGCGUGCGUCUCAAGGGCAAACAGAAGCGAGGAAACCGAUCACAGCAACAAAUGAAGGUCUACCUUUCCAGACCUGCCUGUAUCUUCGCUCUGACUGCUCUGCUGUAGUCACGCUGUCUGCCACAGCAGCCGAGGAUGUUAUUCUGGGUUUAUUUAUAAGGGGAGUGGGAAAAAAACGGGAAGAUGCGCCUGGAGGGGAAACGUCACAUUUUCAGUAGGAGCGACGGUGUGGUGAGACUGUGACCGAGCCGGGGAGAGGAAUAUGCGGCACAUACCCUCCGCGCGUCGGGCCAGGGCGUCGGAUCUUUUCCGGAUUAACGUCCUAUAGCUGGAUGAUGCGAUUUCUUUCUUCAGACACACAGGAUUUGAUGAUCGCACCACGUUUAAGCGGGAAUCUGUAGCCUGUGUAAUCCCCCAGUAACGCCACCCCGGACCCCCCGGACCGGUUUCAUGGGAGCCGAACCAAGAGGCGGACUGUGCUCAUAAUCACUACAGGAAAGCAUCACUUUAAAGUUCUUUCAAGUUUCUGGAAAAAGGAUAAGGAUUUGGCUGCUUUGGUGCCACAUUUAACAUUAUAAGAAAGCCAUAGUUUGUGCAGGGAAGGUCAUUUCAGUCUACAGUGUCUCACUAAUAGAGGAUUUAACUGUCAUAGAGUUCAUAUAGAGAACUGAGUCCUAAAUCAUUCGAGCUAAAAUGCGACACAAUAAAGUUAUUGUUACGACCCUGAUGAUGCCACCCUGGGAGUCCUUUCAGGGAAGGGAGACUGGAGAGUGAAAGCGGGAUAUCUGCGCCUUUAUUCGGACACGGAGGCGACGCAAGGAGGACAAGCCAGCUUCUUUUUUUGGAUUGGUCCAAAAAAUAUUUUUUGCGUGCCCCUUGGACUCCUGCACAAUGGGGAUUAUGCUGCAAGUUAUUCUAGGAAUGUUUCAAUUCCUGCUGCUCACCAGAAUACCGACUUCUCACGCCAAGCUUGCUCACUGGCGCCCUGCCGACUCCCCCAAAUCCAGAGAAGGUCGAGAAGUGCGACGGUGGUUGGAGGUGUACUCGCGGAGCGGCUGCGAGCCUCGAGACACUCUGGUGGAGGUUUGGCGGGAGUUUCCAGAUGAGACCCACAGCCUCUUCAUCCCAUCUUGUGUGUCGGUGAGGCGAUGUGGCGGCUGCUGUGCUGACGAGGCUUUCGAGUGUGUACCCACGCUCACACACACAGUUACCAUGGAGCUGAUGAGGACGUCCUUUAUGAAGCACGAGCUCACUGAGCUGCCCUUCAUCGAGCACAGCCAAUGUGAUUGCAGGUUAAAGGAACACCUCCAGCCAACACCUACAUCAAGGGCCUUUCUGAAGCCAGCAAGAAAAGGCAAGAAAAAGGAAAGAGGGAGGAAGUCCAAACAGAAGAUAACUGGAGCCACCAGAGCUGCAACCCAUGCUCCUCCAGCUCCUUUUGCCACAUCUUUUCCUUCACCACCAUCACUGCCUCCCACCAAUAUCUCUCCCUCCACCAUUUCCUUCCCAUCCCCCUCUCCUUCUCCUUCCCCCUCUCCUACGACCCGUUGUCGCCCAUGCCGAAGGAGGAAGUGGGCCUUGGAUUCGACGACAUGCCAGUGCCGCUGCACCGUCACAGCUGAAACCUGCAGCCAAAAAGGCCGAAAGCUCAACCCUCGUCGCUGCAAGUGUGAAGCCAUGAGGACUUGAUGUGUCCGCCCACAUUCUUUUUUCGCCUCCAUCUCUCUACCAAAUCCCUGUCGUUUCAUCGCCCACCCUCAGCAUCAGUGCCAUAGACCAUACAGACACUUGGAAAGGCGGCGUCUCAAACUGAGGGGAAGCACACAGAAGAACCUGUAGCAGAGCUCCAGUAAAGCAACAAGUUCAUCAUCACUGCAUACAUCUGCUGUGUGCAAACAUCUUUCCGCCUCCGUUCUUCUGUGGGAAAGAUUCUAUCAGUCUGCAUGUACAUGGCGUGUGCUGACACGUAGCGUCGCAAAACACAUCCAAUCAGUGGAGGAUGAAAGUGGCAACUUUGAGAGGCAUGGGAAUAGACAGAGAAAAUCUUUCUCGGUGUACACAAGCCUGCAGGGGAACGCGCUGCGCUGUUAUUUCGGAGGCUGGACUCCGGGAAGUUCCUUUCACCUGCGAUUAAACUUGUAAACACAAGAGAAUAGUGGAAACGAGAGCUAUUAUACUCCAUGAGAACAACGCGGAUGCAGAGGAGUCUUACACAGGUGUCCUCGCAAGGAAGCUGCACAUGACGGAUUCCAGGGUUAAGUCGAGGCCAGUAUUUUGCAGAGGAUUAAGGAAACAACAGCAACAGAUUACUGAUGGACACAUACUCACAUACAACAGACAUACAAGAGUGACAUAGGACAUGCACAUGAACUGGCACCCCAGUGUGCGUGGACCUAUAGUUUAGCUGAAUGCCCGGAUGAAGUAUAUCUGUGUGGUCUCCCCAGUGAAAGACCCAGAUGGGUUAACCGUGCAGCCGCUCUCCCUUUUAUUCAAAGCUGGCUCUCCAAGCCGCUUUCCAGCAUUUGUUUAAUUUCGGCCUUUUGUCUCCGUCUUUCCUCGGUUCCUCGAUUGAAAGGAGCCGCAUUGCCUCGCUUUGCCUCUCUUUGAGGCAGUGAGGAGAAUGACAAUAAUGAGGCCUGGCGGCUGUCCACUGCUUCGCACACACACACAGAUUCACACUUAUAAUACCAGGAACACAGAUGACACACACACACUCACAUACAGACACAGCUUCAGCACACACAUGCAAUGUGAAUUGAAUGCAGGUAGUCAUAAGCUUUUGUUUGUGCAACACCAAGUGUGCAAAUAUAUGUGAGUUGUUUAUUUGCAAUUUACUGCAAAAUCUUCACUGAGUAUUGUAUUACUUGCCUCUGUUUUAUAUGUUAUUAUAAUUCUGUUGAGUUGAUUUGAAAGAUAUUCUAUAUUGCAGAAGUUUUCUUUGUUUUUUGUUUUUUUGUUGGGUUUUUUUCAGUGUUCAUCUUUAAUCUGCGUCUGUCACACUGGGUGGCCAGCUAAUACCCAAAUGUAUUGAAUUGAAACAGAGACAACUCACACGGGCCACAAAUGUGUGAGUCUCACACACACAAAACUCACACAGAAGAGAUGGGUGCAGAGACGAUACAUCAUAAUGUGUAAUUCAAACAGUCAGUGGGGCAAUGUUGUCGGCAACACAGAGAAACCAAGCAAAUAUCCGUCCCCAGUGCAGUGAAAGAAAAACACGGCUGUUGUUGUUGCGUGUUAGAGCCAGGAUGGAAAGAGUGUUAUUCAGCUGGAACAUAACUUGUUUAUAUUCUGACUGAAUCUCUCGGUCUAACUCCAUGUUGGUUCAUUGCUGCUGGGUGGGAACAGGGAUUUGAACCAUGCCUGCUUCAGAAAGGACGAGGUCUUGAGCAGCUUGUCAGUCAUUGUGAAGAGCUAAAGCCCUGAGCUCUGAUGGCCUAAAGUGGCAGGUCAUUGAGUUUAAAACCCUGUUUGACACCCAUUCACAGCCUGUGUGCUGUGUUAAAUUCUACUGAGAGCUAGUGAGCUCUCAGCGCCAUGGGAAACGGUAGCUUUGAAACUCCUCGAUUCAUGUCUUUACUCUGUCCCAUGAUUCAUACAACCCUGCCAGUUGAGGAAUAGUCACCCUGAAACAGCGUGCAGUCCAGAGUGUGAAUUAUUUAUGUGUCAGCCUUGAAGCAACUUGCAUCAGUGGCUGCUGUGAUAAGCUUUGUAUUUAUACUCUCCUUGGAUGAGAUUACUUUUUUUUUGCGCUCGAGUUCAUUGUUCAGUGUUUAUUACUGUCAAUCAAUGCUUAAAUCACUACCUCUAUAUCAUAACAUAUUAAUGACCAAGUAUUAGAGCAUUAUUGUUACUUUCUCUGUGAUAUUUCAGACCUCGUCUUAAGAUGAUGAUAGUUUUAGCAAUAAACAUUGUCUCAGCUGAGACUUGGAGCUGCAGCAGAUCUGCAGUGGUCAUCACUGGUUUAGAGGGACCUAUAGGAGUUUUUAUGAAAGGAGAGUUGGACUGGUCCUUUGAGUGCAGACCAGACACUGUGUGAUGAUGUGCAAACAGGACAUGGUUUCCCAAAGCUUUUGUUACCUCAAACUGCUACUGAAAUUAUAGGAAUAUUUUGACAUUUUGGGAAAUACACGAGUUGGAUGAGACGAUUGUUCCUGCUCUCUGUGCAAUCAAAAUAAAUACAGAGGGGAAUAGCCUGUGUCCAGAGGUAAAUCGACCUCACUAUGGUCUUUGUACAGUUUUACUACACAACAUGCUUGAAAGGGUCCGCACUACUAGAUUAUUUUUUACUUCUGGACCUGUUCAAACCAUCUGUUUAUGUCACUUUUUAAUCUUUAAUCAAAACUACUUUGUUUUUGCUAUUGGAUGGAGAUGGUGAAAUAUCUUAUUAUCUCCAUGUAAACAAAAAAAGUACAAUUUUUUAUUUUU